GCCCUCAGACACCAGCAGAUCUCCAUGUGGAAGCGUGGAGCUGCCUCCUGUGUUCACUCCAAGUAAUUACAUAAGAAUGCGCAGGACUCUCAGAGCAGACUGCUGGAGUAGACUUUUCUCGCUGGAUAUCAACACUGAUUUUGCCUUAUUAGAUAUUUGAUGCAACGGAAAAGAGUUUGAUACCUGUCAAGAGGGAUCAUAACGGAUCACAUGAACACUCAGCAAACUGCGGAAGUGCGUGGCCAUCCAAAUGGCUCUCUUGUUUUCUCUGGAGAGCGUGGAGUUUCUUCAAGCCAGCACAUAUUAACUUCUCCAGAGCUGACCCAUCAAGUGGUCAUUUCCCCUGGACUUCCUAGUCCUCCUCUCAGCCCUUUUAACUUCAGUAGGAUAGCAAGCAGAGAGGUCAAGGGGCCAGACCUGAAUGGAGUGGGCUCAGCAGCUCCCAGCUUUGGAUCAUACUAUGGACCUUCAGACUCCCCAGGUGGACUGGCUAAUGGUGUCCAAGGCUCCUCCACCCUCCCACGCAGCUGGACCCCCAGCAGGGAGGAGAGGCUUAUCAAGUACUCAGGAAUAGGUCCUGUGGAUGAGACCGGGAUGCCGAUUGCUUCCAGAUCUAGUGUAAACAAGCCCAAAGACUGGUACAGGAGCAUGUUCAGACAGAUUCACAAGAGGCCAGAGGACUCAGAAGAUUCAGAGCUGUGGUCAGCUGAACGGCUCCGGCUGGCUGCCAGAACAGAAGAAAGCAAUGAAACAGACAAAGAUCUCUUCAGGCUAACACCACAUGGAGCGCUACCAGAUUGGAGCGAGGAUGUAGAUAAGCUGUCAGACCCAGGAAAGCAGCACCCUCAACCCAGGAGCAUAUUCGACUUUGAGCCUGGGAAGACCACAGCCUCGGAAAGCCACAGCCAGGUUCUUCUGUCUCCGAAGAAACCACCUGAGAAGCCAAAGUCCCCUUCCAUUGAGGCCAGUUUGGUAUCAGAGCUGAGUCGAUUUGAGGCUGAGCUGGACAUGGACAUUCAGGGCCUGGAGAGGACACUUUCCCAGAAGAAACAACGUCGAGGCCGGGGUGAGGAGGCCUGUAGCAGGAAUCCAGUAUCUCCUCCAAAGGCUGUCGCUCCCUACCACAGCAGUUCAUUACCACAAAAACAGUCUGUCCAGCGUUCCAGUGGCAUUUCAAUGGAAUCUGCUCCUGCAUAUGUGGACCGUCUUUCCUCCGCAAAUGUAACCACGGAGCUUCCACCAAAAAAGGACGACAAAAAGAUGAAAGCAGCCAGAGCCAAGUUUAAUUUCGCGGCUCAGUCACCCAAGGAGCUCCCACUGCAGAAAGGUGACAUUGUUUACAUCCACAGGCAGGUAGAUGCAAACUGGUUUGAAGGAGAACACCAUGGAAGAGCUGGUAUUUUCCCCACAUCUUAUGUGGAGGUUCUGGCUCCCACAGAGAAGCCAACACCUAUAAAGUCUCCCACUCUACAGGUCUUGGACUAUGGGGAAGCUGUAGCUCUGUACAACUUCAACGCUGACCAACCUGUUGAACUUUCUUUUCGUAAAGGUGAGGUGAUCAGCAUAACCAGGCGUGUUGAUGAUAAGUGGUUAGAAGGCAGGAUCUCUGGAACAAGCCGGAGCGGCAUCUUUCCGGACAGUUAUGUGCAGGUCAACAAGAUGCCCCGCACCAAAUACUCCACGGAUGAAUACUCGCCGGGCCCCAUGUCUCCCAUCUCCCCUGGACCCCAGAGUCCAGGACGUCCACUCCGUUCCCCGUGCCCGCUGUCACCGUCACCGUCAUCCUCUUUCACCCCCACUUCACUGAGUCCAACGCCUGAGCACUCCACCAUCAAACCGUCCUCACCUGUACCAUACGGCAGCCCUGCUUCACAGUCACGCUCCCCCACUCAGACACUCUUAUCCAAUCAUAAGCCCAACUUCACAUCCAAUACUGCUUCACCGAAUAACCAGAACAACCACUGGGCUGCAACACACUCGGCCCACCAGAGCACCACAGUGAGAGCUGUUUCCCCUCCCACUCAGUCGUCAGCAUCCGUGCACAGAGCAGGAGCUUCCCCAGCGAGCACCUCCAGAUACCCUGAUCCCUCACAGGGUGCAAUAACAAACCAAGGGGCCCGUCCUAAUGCACAUGUCACCUCAAACAACCUUGGUUCAACAGCGGGGCAAAACCGACCCUAUAAAGCUGUUUACAACUACAGACCACAGAAUGCAGAUGAGUUGGAGCUCAAAGAAGGUGACAUUGUACAAGUCUUGGAGAAAUGUGAUGAUGGCUGGUUUGUAGGUACGUCAGAACGGACUCAUGCUUUUGGGACUUUUCCUGGGAAUUACGUGACACCAGUUUGACUUCCUCACUUACUGCUUUGAACACAUCCAACUGGACUUGUAUGAGCCCGACUAGUGAUAAUUUCCCCGUAACAGUAUCCACCACACUCCAGAAGCUGGUUUAUCGAGGCCUGCAUGCUCACUGUUUUUCCCAGAAGAAAAGAGAGGGAAUCCAUAUAGUUCCACUCCUCACCUCCCUGCAUGUAUGUGUGUGCACAUACAGAAUGCGUGUGUGUUUGCAUUGCACAGAGACUUGGAAGUGUGUUUUCACACGGAUCAUACAAGAAGAAAGAAUGAAUGCUGAUGUGACUGUUUAAGAUGCUAAUGAUGGAUUUUUUUUUUUUUUGUUCCACAACUAUUUGCAGCUGCAGGACUUUAACAUUCCUUCCCACUUCCCGCUGAAGAGCACUGUUCCCUCUGAGGUCCUGACAGUGUCCAGCUGCAUUCAGCUUUCACACAGUGUCACAAACCACUGCUGAAAAUCAUACAUGAGCAUUUUGUAAACUAUUUUGCUGGAAUAUUAAUAUCUCAUUAAAUAUUUCCCCCAGAUUUUGUUUUAGAUCUCUGAAAAUCCCUGUGACAGGUUUGAAGGAGCAGCACAAACAUCUGAGCGUAGUGCUCAAAGUAAAGCACGGUAUAUGCUCAGGCAUAUGAGGACCGUUUACAGCCCUCCAGAAUGUUUUGGGUUUGGGGACGUCUAAAGCAACGGACUGGUUUGCCAUACGUGAAAGUGAAGGGAUAUAAAUUGUACAACGUGAGCUGUGUUGAAUAAACUGAAAGUAGUAAUCACAGCAGCAGAUUGCUGAAUUAUCAUAUGGUGUGAAUUAAUAUUGUAUGUGCCAAAACUUACCUAAAAUAAUAAUUAAAAAAAUGAGUGCCUCUGUUAAACUAUUGAAGCAAUAUCUCCAGCUUGCUUUAUUUCUGAUAUGUUUACUGCUGCUUUUACAACAUCCUCUUUUUUACUAUGGGAUUAAUAUCACCACUUUGAAAACUCCAUAAAACAAAAUUCAUCUUCAUUUGUUCCAGAGCAUCUUUUGAUGAGCUACGACUAACUACAAAUCCUGUUCAUCAAGUUAUUUUGAUGUUUUAUAUGACAGUGUCAUGAUUUCACUGUAAUGAACCUAAUUUUAUUGAAAAUGAAAUGAUUGUACAAAAUUAAACAGUUUAUAAGACUUAAAGUGUAAUAUAAUAAAUAUAUUUGCUUAAAAAACAAUUUAUUGCAUAUGUGUGGUACGCAUUUCAUGCAUACAAAGUUAUUAAACAUUAAAGACUGAUACUUUAA
Molecule: messenger RNA, 3607 nt
Organism: Cololabis saira (Pacific saury)
Lineage: Eukaryota; Metazoa; Chordata; Actinopteri; Beloniformes; Belonidae
Gene: sorbs3
Product: sorbin and SH3 domain containing 3
Exons: 21
Coding region: 211-2346 (711 amino acids)
Molecular function (GO): protein binding
Source: RefSeq, a predicted model, not a curated record